Messenger RNA from Camellia sinensis, 555 nucleotides. The record is from RefSeq and is a predicted model, not a curated record. Lineage: Eukaryota; Viridiplantae; Streptophyta; Magnoliopsida; Ericales; Theaceae.
AUGAAGCUGUUACAUUUAACUUUUCAAGUUCUACUCCUAGUGCUAGCCUUGUUUUCUUCUAAGGUUUAUACAUCAAACCUUACUAGAGGCAAUGGAUUGGAUGAAAGAAAAGUGGAUUGUGGGCAUGUAGAGUGUGGAAGUCACAAUGUUGGUGAUGAUUAUGGUGGUGGUGGAGGUGCACCUGGAGUCAAUCCGGGGGUGGUGGUAGGCAGUGGUGGUGGUGGUGCGGAAGGAGGUGACAAUGGUAAAAAUUAUGGUGGUUAUGGAGGUGGUGAAGAAGGCGGUGGUGGUGAGUCAGCAGGUGGAACGACUGGUUUAGUACCUGGCGCCAACCCUGGUGGUGGUGUUGGCGGUGGGGGUGGAGAUGAUGAUAGAGACUGCCAUGGUGCAAGAAGAUCGAAUGACGGUAGUCAAAGAAGGAAUGGUGGUAGAAGGAAUGGAGACAGAUCUAUUGGAGGCGGUGGUAGAGGCAACGAUGGAAAUAACAGAGAUUGUGGAGGCGGCAAUGGUGAUUGUGUGGGAGGGGGUGGUGGGGGAGAAGUGAAUUGUGAUUAA